This is a messenger RNA of Camelina sativa (false flax), 607 nucleotides long. The record is from RefSeq and is a predicted model, not a curated record. Lineage: Eukaryota; Viridiplantae; Streptophyta; Magnoliopsida; Brassicales; Brassicaceae.
ACAAAAACUUACACUCUGUCUUGGCCUUUUUUAUCCCCAACAAAAGCAUCAUUUGUUCUUCUGCGAUAUCACUUCUAUUUCUCCCUCCUUUCACAAGGAAGGGCGUAGAAGAAUCCACCAUAAUAGCUCUAUAACCAGAAUUAAAAAAAAAAACAUUUAAAUCUCAUAAUCAAACAAAAGAAAGAAAACCAAAUGGGUAUCAAAUUCUUGUUGAUCCUUGGCCUUUUGGCCCUGGCCGUAGUCGCCGAAUCAGCCAAUGCCACGUGGGGACUGACCAAAUCUUGUGUCAAUGGCCAAGGUUGCAUUGGAGAGGAUGAUGAGCUUGAGUCCUUGAUGGAUUCUGAGACCAACCGGCGCCAACUAGCCGCGAGGCGCAGUUACAUCAGUUACGAUGCCCUCAAGAAGAACAAUGUGCCGUGCAGCCGACGUGGCCGGUCUUACUACGAUUGCAAGAAGAGGAAAAGGGCUAACCCUUACAGGCGUGGCUGCAGCGUCAUCACGCAUUGCUACAGGCAAACUUCUUGAUCUCAAGAAGCAUUUAUACCAAACAAUAUGAUUGAAGAAGCGAGAGGGCAAAGAAUGCAAAAAAAAAAAAAAAAAAAAAAAA